Messenger RNA from Rhagoletis zephyria (snowberry fruit fly), 1109 nucleotides. Its product is annotated as adult cuticle protein 1. Lineage: Eukaryota; Metazoa; Arthropoda; Insecta; Diptera; Tephritidae. The record is from RefSeq and is a predicted model, not a curated record.
CUUGAGUGUGCAACAGCAGUAAACUAAUAAGUCUUUUUCCUUACUUCUACUUGUAUAAAACCCUUCUCCAGCAAACAUGAAGUUCGUCGUCGCCGUAGUCAUGUUGGCUCUUGCCGUUGGCGUGCACUCAUCUCUGUUGACAGCCCAUAUCGCACCAGCCGUGUCGUAUGUCACCUCAUCACUGCACCCAGGCCCCCUACUCGCGCAUGGCGCCUACGGCGGACUUGGAGGACUCGGCCCAUGGGGCGCACCAGCAGCAGUUAGCGCAUGGGGUGUUCCCGGUCUGUUGGGUGGCUAUCCCGGCAUUUCGCUCAGUCAGGGUCCACAUGGCGCUGGUAUUGCUGCUCCGCUCGCCUUGGGACAUGGUGCUGGUGUGUACGUGGCGAAAACACGCGGUGCUGUGCAUACUGCCCCCUUGCCCGGUCACAUCACCUCAGCGACUUCUCUGAAUAUAGCCCCAGCUCCUGGCACGCACUAAGUAUCUCAAUCGACAGACAUCUUGUUACCCCCAUCCGUCCAGUCCAGCGAUUCACAGCGAUUUCGCACACAUACGAGGAAAUACAUAUGUACAUAACUACACAUAAACACAUUAUACAUGAAACAAAUGCAACAACAACAAUUCGACGACAACGAUGCCAAACCAAGGAUGCAACUGUAUAUAUAGCAUUAUACAUAUAUGUUUUAUUUUUUUUUCAUUAAUAUUGAUAAUCCGUUUCCUUUUCCGUAAUUCGUUAUCCGCAACCGCAACCCGCAAACUGAUCAAUGAAAUGUUUAUAUUUCGUUUUAUUAUUUAAUAAUAUACUAUGUACAAUAUGUUGUACAAACAUACUUACAAAUGUAUUUCAUGUUAUUUACUUAGCUAUACAUACAUACUUAUCUACUUACAUACUUACUUGUUUUGUGUUUUAAGUAAGCGUGUUCGGGCAAAUAUCUUAGCCAGAAAUUCUUGACGAUACACCACAAAAUUAGAGGUGAAACGAAUGGAAUCCUGCGCUAUUCAUCGCGUUUAGAAUUGAAGUGCGAUAUGCCAUUUUCAAUUAAAUAAGUGGCAUAACAAGUGCAACAGCAAUAACAACAAUAAGAACAAACAGUGAUACAAAUACAAACAA